ACAAAGAAUUGUAGUCAGACAUGUUGGAUUCACCUGUCUGCUGUCAUCAGGUUUUUCGGAACGAUUUACAAGGGAUGCAGUGACAAGUGUUUAUGUCUUUAAUUUUUGUCGAUUUAUAUCCGCCCUUUUUGGUGUUUCCAACUAAAGAGGGUCGUUAAAGGCAGAAUUCGAAGCGUAGUUUGCGAAUUCGAUUUACUGUCGGGGUGUAUCAAGUAGUUUUUGUGAACUCCGGCAGAGGAUUCACGAUAAAAGUGUAAAAAAUUUUCUAUUUUUAAAUAGACGCGUGUGCGGCGUGAGCCAUUUAAUGCAUAUCUAGUGUUGGUAUUUGGCUAUUUUUGUAAUUCCACACUUAAAAAUAACUACUGUCCUAAUCUCUCUCUACUUAUAGUUUAGUAUGCGGCGGAGCCAUUUUCCCGAAUUUAUUUCAAAUUAAACCGCCAUUGUUUACUAUCGCAAUAUUAAAAAGUGCACGUCGCGAUUUCGUUCACUCGCCGGAGAAGGUGAGGGUGAAUGAGUGCCCUUCAGCAGUAGGACAUAUGUCAAUAUUGUGCUACGCAAUGAGGAUCCGAAAUGAUCCCUAGUUUUCAAUCGGAUAUGAAUCAAAGCAAGUGAUCGUCGUCGUACCGGGAGUAAGCUGGAUGUUACGAAAGUGAGUGUGGCGGACACGACGUCGGCCACGGUGGCGACGGGUGGCCCAGAGUGCGGCCCUGGGGCCGCCGAAAAGGGCGCCGGCUGCUGGUGGUCCUCGCUCGCAGCAAUGGGCUGUUUCGGUAAUAGGGAAUCCCAACAGACUGCCGGCGGAGAUGAUUCCAGAUCGCAGAAACGCAUCAGUGAUCAAAUUAAUCGGCAGUUACAAAAGGACAAGCAGGUAUAUCGUGCGACUCAUCGAUUGCUCCUACUCGGUGCUGGUGAAUCUGGUAAAUCGACAAUCGUUAAACAAAUGCGAAUUCUUCAUGUCAACGGAUUUAGUGAAACGGAGAGGAAGCAAAAGAUAGAAGAUAUAAAGAAGAAUGUGCGAGACGCUAUUUUGACCAUAACUGGUGCAAUGUCUACAUUAACACCACCCGUGGCAUUGGAACAUGCCGAGAACCAAGCGAGAGUAGAUUACAUUCAAGAUUACGCAUCGGGACCUGAUUUUGAUUAUCCGCCUGAAUUCUAUGAGUAUACGGAAGCUCUCUGGAAGGACAGGGGUGUUCAGACUACAUUCGAUCGUAGCAAUGAGUACCAACUCAUAGACUGUGCUAAAUACUUUUUAGAUAGGGUUGAGACGAUUAAACUGCCCGAUUACACACCAACGGAACAAGAUAUACUGCGCUGCCGAGUACUUACGAGCGGAAUUUUUGAAACUAGGUUCCAAGUUGAUAAGGUCAAUUUUCAUAUGUUUGACGUUGGCGGUCAACGUGACGAACGACGAAAGUGGAUUCAAUGCUUUAAUGAUGUUACUGCCAUUAUUUUCGUAACAGCGUGCAGUUCGUACAAUAUGGUGUUACGUGAGGAUCCCACACAAAAUCGACUAAGGGAGAGUCUCGACUUAUUUAAAUCUAUAUGGAACAAUCGUUGGUUACGCACAAUUUCUGUUAUUCUUUUUCUUAACAAGCAAGACCUGCUUUCCGAAAAAAUUUUAGCGGGAAAAAGCAAAUUAGAAGAUUAUUUUGGGGAAUUCACUAGAUACCAAACACCACUGGAUGCUCCUGCCGACACUAGCGAACCUCCCGAAGUUAUGCGUGCUAAGUAUUUUAUAAGGGAUGAAUUUUUGCGUAUCAGCACGGCCUCUGGAGAAGGUAAACAUUACUGCUACCCACACUUUACUUGUGCUGUGGAUACGGAAAACAUCAAAAGAGUAUUCAACGAUUGCCGAGAUAUAAUUCAACGAAUGCAUCUUCGGCAAUACGAACUCUUAUAACCGCCCACUUCAUCUAGUAGCCGCUUUGUCUCCAACGCUUUUUUACUAACACGUUGGCUUUAUUUACUGAUUAUUUCUCUACAGACGGUAACAGUUGGUUAUACAAAGCAUUUCUGUGUUAUGUGUAUUUGAUAAAUUCUCUUAUUUAUAGAUUUAAUUCGUAGUGUGAUACAUUCAUUAGUUGGACGCGCUCCUCAUUUAUCAAAUACACAAAUUCCUUCAUAAGAUUUUUUUGUUAUGUAAAUUUAGGUGAAGCAGUACACAAAACGCGCCCAUUCUAGUGAGGACUCCUUCGAUUUUAUUUGGUAAUCGUCUUAGGACGUUACAAGCAUUUUAAUUAUUAAAUUUUACUCGAUUUCUUGAUCCGAAUAUUUUUAAUUUUACUAUUGUAAUAUUGAUGGUUACGUGGCCACGUUGUAAAGGUUAGUGCAAUAUCUUUUUGACAAAUCUCUUAUUUAUGCACAAAGCUUCCUCUUUUUUUUAGAAUUAUUGUAAGCAAUGGAGACUUUAUUCUUACAAUCAUACAUAGAAGCACAAUUGAAGAGUGUACAUCUAGCCGAGUGUAACGGUCAAGUUCAUAAAGUAAGGUUUAGCUAAGUUGGAAGCCUCUUUGGUGCUCUGAAGUUUGUGAACAUUUUUAUUUGUACAAAUUUCUAAAAAAUUGCUUUCUUCGGCUAAUAAAUCUUUUCGCCUUGUUUUAUGAACUUUGUGAAACGGAAUCGUCACUCCAAAAAUCGUCAUGCUUUUAUUAGUUUAGUAGAAACUGAUUAUUAAUAAUUAAUAUAUAUGUGCCGCUAGUCUAAACAUAUGGAAAAGCGCUACUCUUUUACCAUCGGUUGCGUUUUUCCGUUAUCAAAGUUUACUGAAUGUUAUAUUUGUUAAUAAAUUAUACAUACAUAUUUAUAACUGUAAAUUUGACAGGUUGUGUUUUAUCGGUGUAUUUACGGUAGAGAUGCCCCCCUUUGUGUGUUUGUUUUUGUAUAAAUUCUCCCGGCUUCGAUCUUACGUUAAUCAUGUAGUACAUAACGCCAUGCCAUCGUUUAUUUCACUUCAAUUGUCAUCUUACAGCUCUCGUCACUUUUGUACUGAAAAUGUUGUUGUUUCUUAUUAAGUACUAUUAGUGUUUAUAGCGCGAUAUACCGAUGACAUACAAGCCUACUGUCAAGUCCUAACAUCAAUGAGAGACAUUUAAGAAAUGUUUCUGCGUUAGGUAAUUUGCACAAGAAGCAAAGCAAUUCUCUAUAGAUACAGACUAUGUGAGGAGUGCCAGUAUGCGUGAAACUAAUCUUUGUGAGCUGAUCUAAGCAGUAUUUUGUUUUACUUGUUUAUUGUUUUGCCAAUAUUGUAUAUGUGAAUAUAAUGUGGGAUUCAUCGCACGUGCGGCUUUAUAAAAGCUGCCUGAAAUGAAUCUCGUAUCUAUAAAUAUAUAAAUAAAAUGAAUAUGAAAUUAUAUUAAGAAAUGUAACUGUAAUAAAUAUGUCUUAUUUAAUGAUU
Photinus pyralis (common eastern firefly) is the source of this 3397-nucleotide messenger RNA. Its product is annotated as guanine nucleotide-binding protein G(s) subunit alpha. Lineage: Eukaryota; Metazoa; Arthropoda; Insecta; Coleoptera; Lampyridae. The transcript has 6 exons. The record is from RefSeq and is a predicted model, not a curated record. Gene Ontology annotation, molecular function: G protein-coupled receptor binding; GTPase activity; GTP binding. Gene Ontology annotation, biological process: sensory perception of chemical stimulus; adenylate cyclase-activating dopamine receptor signaling pathway. Gene Ontology annotation, cellular component: heterotrimeric G-protein complex. Bases 758 to 1903 code for a protein of 381 amino acids.